UUUCCGGUAUCCCCACAGCCAGGCUGCUUUGCUGAAUCAGGGAAUUUCUCGAGAAUAGUUUAAGUUAAAGGUUAAACAACUAUUUUGAUACCAUUUUAACUGAAGCUAAAACUUUUGUAUUUUAUUAAUUAAAUACAAGUGAACAUUGUCGCUGCCAAAUGGAUAAAGCUGUCAGUUUAAAGAAUCAACCUGAUAAACUAACAACAGUCACGAUGGUGGAAACCAACAGCAACCCGAGCGGCAUGGUUCUGGUCAACUCUUAUCACACCAAUCGAGUUGGAGAUCCCAUGGACCUGGUGGCUCUGGCUCAACAGGUUCAGAAGGGAGAUGAAUUUGUCCGAGCAAACGCAUGCAACAAGCUGACCGUCAUCGCUGAGCAAAUAAGAUACCUGCAAGAGCAGGCGAGAAAGGUGUUAGAGGACGCUAAGAGGGACGCCGAUCUUCACCACGCAGCCUGUAAUGUUGUGAAGAAGCCAGGAAACAUGUACUAUCUGUACACGCGUGAAUCCGGCCAGCGGUACUUCUCGAUACUCUCCCCGAAGGAAUGGGGUCCUAGUUGUCCCCACAAGUUCCUCGGCGCUUACAAACUGCAGCACGACAUGUCCUGGACUCCGAUGGAAGACAUUCAAAAGCGGGACGCAGAAAUUAGCAUAAUGGACAAACUCCUGAACAGACAAACGGCCCUACCAGCCAGCACAGAACCAAAUUUCGAGGGUCUUCCAAACUAACAGAGUACAACCAAAUCUGAUAACUGAAAACAAAAUAAGUUAAAUCUGUGUCCAGGAAAUUAAGUCAUCGAUUCAGAAUUCUAUGAGAAUAUGUUUCUGAACCAAACAUGCUUUAUUGUGUAUUUCAGUGGUAUCUGAUUGCAGAUUGCACACAAUGCCUCUCUCAUUGGAGCUGCCUCAACUUUUAAAAUAAGUUUUAGAGCGUCAAACCAUGUUAGCAGUAUACACUUGAUUUUAAACAAAAAUUCAGACUCCAGAAAUCAACUCUUCAGUGACCUUGAAGUACAAACUGACAUUUAGCCAACAUUUCACAAAACAUAAAGACUUAAGGUAGAAUUUUUUGCUGUGAUGUCUAAUGGCAGAAAUGUACUCAACACGCUGUUCUCCGUGUGUUUGUGUUGUCAACCUGCAAUGUUGUGAGCGUAUUUCUUCAUGUACACCACAAUGUAUAUGAUGCAUAUUUGUCACUGUGCACUGGUAAAGACACACGUCAAAACAGUUGGUGAGAACUGAGUACUCUCGUAAAUGUUGCCACGUUUGUUAACUUUAUGCUAUACUGUCU
Clarias gariepinus (North African catfish) is the source of this 1290-nucleotide messenger RNA. It is a transcript of the gene c23h1orf50, whose product is annotated as chromosome 23 C1orf50 homolog. The coding region runs from base 159 to 728 and encodes 189 amino acids. Lineage: Eukaryota; Metazoa; Chordata; Actinopteri; Siluriformes; Clariidae. The record is from RefSeq and is a predicted model, not a curated record. The transcript has 5 exons.